AAAUUGUGCUUUACUGAAAUUCUGAACUCUUUCCUGUAUAUAGUUUUCUGUAUUAAAAAUUAUGCAGAUCUCAAGAAUGCAAGAAAAUAUAUCAAAGCAAGAACAAUUGUGAUUUUUCGAAUGUGUAUCAUAAUACGAAUUUAGUAAUAAUUUUUUCCGAUAUUGUAAGAAAAAAGUGUAAGCAAGUGGGGGCGGAAGUAGUUAGUCGGUAAUUUGUGUAUACUGUUUGCUGUACUUUGUGACACUGUAUAUGAAAAGUUCGUGAGAUUAGAAAAAAAAAACCUAUAAAAUCGAACAAUAUUCUCAUGGAAUGAAGAUACAUUUGCAAAGAUUUUUAUUCAAAAUAUUAAUGGAUGUGCAUUUUUUCUCGAAUAUUGAAUAUAUGUGAAAUAUUACGUAGCAAUUUUCUUACUUUCGUGAUAUAUCUUGGACUGACAAGCAACAUAAAUAACGUUUGAAGACAGUAAUAUUUUUCAGUCGUAUUAGUAGUAAUGCAUAAUCUGUUUCAAAGAAUGUGUUGCUAUAUUUUUGUUUGAUUCCCAGUUUGUCCUUUUACAAUAACUAUUUCGAAUCUUUGGCUUUUUUUGAGAUUAAGUACAGAAUGUAUUAUCAGCAGAUUUAAAAUACAACUGUAUUGUAAAAACAGCAGCUUGCAACUUUCUAAUAGAGAUCAAUAUUCAAUUACUUUGAGUUUAUAUGAAACAAAACUCGAAAAUGUCAAGCAAAAAAGUGAAAUAUGAAGAAUAUUAUAAAACUAAGCUAAAUCAAGUGGAUUGAAAUAUGUAGUGCCAAAUUGAUUCAUGGGGGAUGCCCAGCCUACAUUCGCUCGUCGUACGACGAGCUCCACUAAUGGAUAUGGGUACUGCCACCAGUUCUGUGACAUCUGUCAAUCCUUCUAAUAAAGUUGCUACAAGUCAAAAAAAAGUUGAUAAGUCUAACAAAUUUACUGGAGUCAGAUCACCCUUAUUGCGCAAAGAAGCUAGUGUUGUAAAUCUUUCUUUAACAGAGAGGACUGCAAUAGGAAAAGGAGUAGAUGCUCCUUUACUUAGACCUGAAAGUAGUGCAAGCUUAGAAGCUCGUGGCAAUAGCUGGUUAAGUCUAGGUCCUACAGGAUUAAGAAAAUGUGAAACUACUAUGGGUUUAAGCACUUCUGCUUUAGAAGGCAGACCUAUAAAUCGCAGUCGAGUAUGUUCUCGUUGCUCUAGUUUAUUAUCGUUGGCAUCUAGUUCACGCUAUAGUUUAGCUGCAGGCAAUUUUGUUCCUGCAAAUUCUCAACAGACGCUUGGACGUAUUUUUUGUAAAUUAUGUCUUGUUGAUACUUCUUUUUCUAAAACAUUUAAGAUAGAAGGCUGUGGUUGUUCCUAUUGUAAAGAUUGUAUGAAAGCAUAUGUUGAAUUUGAAAUUGAAGAAGGUGCAUAUGAAAUUAGUUGUCCUGAUGCACAAUGUGAACAUGGAGCAAUACUUUCCAUGAAAGAAAUAUCAAGUCUUGUUAGUCCUGAACUUGUGGAAAAAUAUCAUAAAUUUCGAUUGAAUAGAGAUGUGUCCAUGGACAAAGCACGUGCUUGGUGCCCACGUGCAGGUUGUGAAACAAUAUGUUCUAUAAAUGCUACUGGGUCAAAUGGAACACCUAUUGGACCAGUUCACUGUCCUAAUUGUUCUACAGAUUUCUGCUCUAUAUGUCGAGAAUCUUGGCAUACUGGUCCUUGUUCAGAUAUCUCAUUAGGUAUACCAUUUGAUGGUGAUCAUAUCAAAUGUUGUCCUAUGUGUUCUGUACCUAUUGAAAAGGAUGAAGGAUGUGCUCAAAUGAUGUGUAAAAGAUGUAAACAUGUGUUUUGUUGGUAUUGUUUAGCUUCUUUAGAUGAUGACUUUUUAUUGCGACAUUACGACAAAGGACCAUGUAAAAAUAAAUUGGGUCACUCACGUGCAUCAGUUAUUUGGCACAGAACACAAGUUAUUGGAAUUUUUGCUGGAUUUGGAUUACUCUUACUCGUUGCAUCGCCGCUACUUUUAUUGGCUGCACCGUGUAUUGUAUGCUGUAAAUGUCGUGUAUGUGGUUCAUCUAGACUUGAACAAGAGGAAGGUGAUACUACAACAUGAAAAAACAUUUUUCAUUCUUGUAUAAUUCCUUUCUAAUGACGAGUAAUUAAAUUAAACUAUCCAACUUGUGCAUGUAAUUGGCGAUUUAUAGAUAUACAUUGAAUAUGGUACAUCAUAUAAGUUGUAUGACAAAGAAUAAUAUAAAAAAAAAUAUAAAUAAUAUUUAUCAAACAUUUAAUUUUGUAAAUGAAGGGAAAGUUAUAUUAUGUCAAAUCAUUUUUGUGGAUGUUACUUAUAAUUAAUAAUUGUUUUCAUUAUCUUGACAUAUUAUUUGCAAACUUCUGAGUUUAAAAAAUAUCAACAUAUUUGUAUAUGUAUUUAUGUUAUUGUUUUUAUGUAAGAAGUUUACAUUUCUUGGAUGCUACUUAAUAUCUAAUUGAUAUUUAAUAGUUAUAAUUUAGAUAUAGUAAGACUUUUUUAUUGUUAUUAGACUAUAGUAAUUUUUUUUUAUUUUUUAAAUGUCUAUUAUAUCAUAAAUACUCAUGUUUAUGACAUUCCAGAAAAUUAUAUUUUUAUUGCAUUGGAUUAACUGCCAUAUUCAAAAUUGUUUUGAGUUUUUUGUAUACAUUGAGUAAUAGCUUGUUUCAUAAUUAUUUUAUAUAUAUGUGCAUUGUUGUGGUAAUUUUUAGCAAUACUCAAUAUUCUGUUUAUGCACUUUUAUGUUUUUAUUAAUAUAUAAAGUUUUUUUUACAAAUAUAGACAUAAAUUGAUGAGCAAUGUAUAUCUAUAUCUGAAUUCAGCAAAGUUGACAUAAUUUUCUCAAAGUUUUAUAAAUUGUUGAUUGUAUUACAGAUUUUUGGUUUUAUUCGAGCUAUUUUGUUUAAAUAAUUAAGUGUAUGUAUAAUUGUUAUAUGAAUAAUUAAGCUUUACCAAAUUUAAAAAUAUCAGAUUUACAAAAAUAUAUAGAUUCCAUUAUUGAUAUAUACUUAAUAUAUUUACUAUUAAUGAUAUAUUUAUGACCAUAGUUUUUUGAUUUAAAGCAAACUUAUUCCAUGUGUGUCUUAAGCAGCUCUUUGAAUCGAAAAUAGAAUAUAGACCAAAAAUAGUAUAAGCAGUAUAUUAUAAUACAUAAAUAAUAAAAUUAGAUAAUUAUGAAGUAUAUAAGAAAUCAUUAAAUUUCUGACUAUAAUUACAUAUAAUAUCAGAUUUGAAACAUGUCUAUCUGUUGUUAUGAAUUUACAUUAGAAUUGGCAUUGCAAUAGGAUAAUUUCUCUCAUUUUAUAUGUGCAUAUAUAAUGUCACGUGCGCAAAUGCAUAUACGGCACAUAUACAUAUGUAUCAUACGUAAAGUUAAUGUUGCCUAAUCAUAAUGUGUGAUUAGUUAAUAACAAUGAAUUAGUAUAUGAAAAAUAUCAUGUAACAUACAAAAUGUACGUUUGAAAUCUUUGUUGUAUUAUUGAUUAUAACUGUAUAUGUAACCUGUAUUUGAGCACGUAUAACUAUACGUUAUUGAUUAUAAUAUGUAAAUAUACACAUAAUAUAUACUUAUUAAACAUAUAGAUAUGAUGUAUAUAUAAAAUUACCUGUAUCUGUGUUGGUGCAUUUUGCACAGAAGUCAUUUAAGUCGAGUAUGAAUACAAAAUAAAGAAUAUAUCAAAUUAAAAGUUAAAUAGAAGAUUACAAGCCAUUUACGAUAUAUUAAUUAUACGUUAAAUUGUGUUAAUUGUAGUAUGAUAUGUAAGCAACUAAUGUAAAAAAAGUCAUUUGUUGCUAUGAUCUUCCUAUAUUAUAAUUAUGUCUAUCUUCCUUCUCUAUAUUUCUAAGAUGUAUCUCAAAUGUGGUAUUUUGUUUUAAAAACGCAAGCGCAAUUAAUAUACAUCUUUUACUUCUAUGUCUAAUAAUUGAAACGACGCACGGUUGAAAGGAUUAAAGAUUGUUAAGUUGUGUAAA
Frieseomelitta varia is the source of this 3987-nucleotide messenger RNA. Its product is annotated as probable E3 ubiquitin-protein ligase RNF144A. Gene Ontology annotation, molecular function: ubiquitin protein ligase activity; zinc ion binding; ubiquitin conjugating enzyme binding. Lineage: Eukaryota; Metazoa; Arthropoda; Insecta; Hymenoptera; Apidae. The record is from RefSeq and is a predicted model, not a curated record. The transcript is spliced from 5 exons. Gene Ontology annotation, biological process: positive regulation of proteasomal ubiquitin-dependent protein catabolic process; ubiquitin-dependent protein catabolic process; protein polyubiquitination. Gene Ontology annotation, cellular component: cytoplasm; ubiquitin ligase complex. Bases 808 to 2097 code for a protein of 429 amino acids.